GUUUCGAGUCCCAGAGCUAAAAUAAAUAAACAAAUAAAUAUAUAAACAAAACGCGUCACCCAUGUACUGGAUUAUGAGGGGAAACUAACAGAGUCGGCAAGUGGAGGAGAGCUUGGAUCUGAUCAGAGACUUUGUGCUUGUUACCGCGGAUGGGAGGCUCACUCCACUGACCAGCCAGACGGAGAGAAGAGGAAUGGCAUGUAAUUCCAGGUGAUAAGGAGGAGGAAGUCUUCUUCAGUGUAACACAGGACACAGAUGAAUGUUUGCCAUGCCACAUGGGAAGGCCCUGAAGUCUGCCCUGCUCUUCCUCCUCAUCCUCAUCCUCUUUGGCACAGCCUUCAGUCGCUCUUAUCCCCGUUUUUCCCGUAAUGACACCGUCUUCCAGCACCUGGCACUCCACCCGGAUCCCUCUGUGGGGACGGUGUACGUGGGGGCCAAGGACUGCCUCUUCCAGCUGGACGGAUUAGACGGACUUCGGCUGGAACAGGAGGAGCGGACCGGUCCUGUGAUUGACAGCAAAGAUUGCCUUCCCCCUGUCACUGAAUCUAACUGUCCUCAGGCCAGGAGAACCAGCAACCACAACAAGUUGCUGCUGGUGGAUCCGCAGGCAAUGGAGCUGAUCACCUGUGGCAGCGUCCACCAGGGCACCUGCCAGAAGCGAAGCCUGGCGUCUGUCAAAGAGGUGCUCUUCUCCACCGAGAGGCCUGUGGACACUCAGUACGUUGCAGCCAAUGAUCCCCUGGUGUCGACUGUUGGGCUGGUGGUGGGGCCUCGCGUAGAGGAAAGGACGGUGAUGUACGUUGGUCGGGGCUACACCGCCAGCCACCCGCCCAUCUCCACCCGCCACCUCUCUUUAGAACCUGUGUUUUCGUAUGAGGAGACGGCCAAGCUGGCUGUGGCUGGGCGGCUUUCAGAGUACGACCACCAUUUCGUGACGGCAUUUGCCCGGGGCAUGUAUGUCUACUUCUUGUUCUACCGGCGUGACAUCAAGGCAGUGUCAAGAGAAUACCGGACCUACGCUGCCCGUGUGUGCCUGGAUGACACCUCCUACUACUCAUAUGUGGAGGUUCCCCUUGUGUGCCGUUCACCAUCUUCCUCUUCCUCAUCCAGGAAUUAUAACCUGCUCCAGGCAGCCCAGGUGGGGCAGGGUGGAGGCCGGGAGGGCGAGGCUUUGCUGGGAGUCUUCUCCACCCGCAUCAGCUCCACUAACAACAAUCCAUCAGACAACUCGGCUCUAUGUGUCUACCCUCUGGAUGAACUGGACAAGCGCAUAGACUCCACCCGUGACCUCUGCUACACCCAGGAUGGACGGGUGGAGGGAGGAGGGGAGGUGGCAUACAUCGAGUAUGAUGUCAAGUCCAGUUGUGCCAUCCUGCCCAGGAACACCCUGAAAGCGUAUCCCUGUGGUUCUGACCACACCCCCAGUCCAAUGGCAAGCCGGAUACCACUGGAAGCCGAAGCCGUGUUAGACAGCCCCGCUGCCCGUCUCACCGCUGUGGCCGUCAGUGUCAGGGAGGGACACAGCAUCGCCUUCCUUGGAGACUCCAAAGGGAGACUUCACAAGGUAUUUCUGGGCCCAGAUGGUCAGGUGGAGAUGUAUGCGAGCACAAGCAUCCAGCCCAGCUCCCCCAUCAACAGCGACCUUCUGCUGGACCAGACAGGAGCGCACAUCUACAUCAUGACGGAUACUGCAGUGGAGAAACAUCCGGUGGCUGAGUGUGGAGAUCACCUGGACUGUCAGUCAUGUCUGUCAGCCAAAGACCCCUACUGUGGCUGGUGUGUGCUGGAGGGACGGUGUGGCCAGCGCUGGGAGUGCCAGCGAGGCUCCCUGCAGGGCCACUGGCUGUGGAGCUUUGACCAGAAGCAGCAGUGCCUCAGCGUCCAGCACCUCAGCCUCUACAACAUCAGCAGGGGGGAGAAAACUGAUGUCUCGGUGUCAGUAGCCGGCCUUCCCAGCCUGGCAGAAGGAGAAGCCUAUUCUUGCUUCUUCCAGGACACAGAAAGUGCGGCUCUGCUCACCAGCACUGGUGUGAUAUGCUCCACCCCUGAUGCCAGCAGCCUGCCUCUCAUUGGCCAGGGAGAUGAUUUUGUGAUGGUGACGCUCUCCCUGCGUUUCCUGAAUGUGACUGUGGCAGAGACGGAGUUCACCUUCUACAACUGCAGCUUGGUCCAGCAGCUGUCUGGACGCAGGCCGUGCCAAGGCUGUGUCAGCAGUCGCUGGGGAUGUAACUGGUGUGUUCACCAACACGUGUGCACACACAAACACACGUGCGACCGAGGAGUCACCAUCUACAACCAGAAUUUCAAACCGCCAGCACCCACCACCACACCACCAACCAGAAAACCGACCCCUUUACCUCCCACUGUUGUGGCUGCUACAACAACAACAACAACAGCAACAACAACAAGAGCGACCCAACCACCACCCACAAAGCCUCCUGCUCCUACAAUAGCAGCUGUCCCAACCACAGUGACACCCUCCACCACCCCGGAGUCCACUGCUGCAGCUACCUCACCCCCUCCUCUGGCCAGGACCUCCCCCUAUGUCAGCCUGCCCACCCAGGCCACCACCACACACAUGCAGGUGACCACGCAAGGCAGGGAGGCAACUUCACUGGGAGAUGUCAGCACCACCACAGCCUCUGCAGAGCACAGCAGCGCUGGUGAUGAUCUGGUAAUUGAGACGAAAUCCUUGGACGUCUCUGGUGUGUCUCCCAGGAUGACGUUACCCAGCAGCACCGUCAGCCAAACUGACUCCGACCUCGGUCCUCUGGAACCGUCCGGUGAAGCUGGGGGUUCCUCCUCUGGCGUAAGCUCAAGCACCUCCAGCGAGACGGCCCUGCUCGUGGACGAUAAGCAGGGAAUUCCUCUGGCUCGCUCCGAGGAGAACGACUCGGCGGUCUGGAUGAAGGAGUGGGAGAAGAUAGAGGGAGAGACAGAGACAGAGGUGGAGGUGGACACACCGCCUCUCUCUGUAACAGUCCCAUCUGUAGCAGACGGCAGUGAAAAUUCGUUCACCUAUACACACUCCCCUAACACUGACCCUAACCCUGACUCGGCAGCAAACUACCAAUCAGAUUCCUCGACUGAUUCUAAGUUGCUGCAGGAGUGUCCGUGUGUGGAGAAAGUGCAGGGUUCCUCUCUCCUCCCGGUCAAUGUGGAGAGGAAGAUCACUCUGGUGGGACAACACCUGAACCUGUUUCAGGAUAAGGAUUUGGACUACGAGUGCGUGUUGGACAUUGAGAAUCACUCCGUGGUGGUGGAUGCUGCCGUGGAGGCCGACGCCGCGCGGCCGUCAGUCUUCUUUAUCACCUGCCAGCUGCACCAGUAUGCAUAUUCAGCCUCGAUGGAAGAAUACCAAGCCAUGAUCAACGUGAGAAGAAAAAACAACUUCCUCAUUGACAGCGCGGAGGAUCUGUAUGUGACUCUCUUCAACUGUUCGGUGGGACGGUCCGACUGCAGCCGAUGCCGUACGGCCGACCCAAAGUAUGGCUGUGUUUGGUGUGGCGGCACUGCUACCUCUCGCUGUGUCUAUCAGGGCUCCUGCACCGAUGAGAUCAAACACACCUGUCCUGCGCCCGUCAUUCACUUUUUGGACCCGGUGUCCGGCCCCGUAGAGGGAGGGACAGUAUUGACCAUCUCAGGCUCUAACCUUGGCCAGAGGGCUGAAGACAUCCAGAACUCGGUCACGGUCGCUGGCGUUCCCUGCAACGUCAUCCACAGCAGAUAUGAGGUGUCCUCAAGGAUAGUGUGUGAGACCACUAGCAGUGGAGGAGAGAAGAGCGGUCAGGCCUCAGUCAAAGUGAGGGGAGGAGGACACGGACUGUCGGCUCAGACCUUCAGCUUCCAGGACCCCGUCCUGAGCAGCAUCUUCCCCCAGAGAGGUCCGAAGGCGGGAGGCACGGCUCUGAGCAUCAGAGGCCAGAGACUGAGGACCGGACACCCCAGUGAAGUCAGUGUCCUGAUCGGAGGGGUGCCCUGCAUUGUGCUGAACAUCCAGGAGGAUCAGAUCGGCUGUCUGACCGGAGGCAGCAACAGAACAGGAGAGCACAGCAUCACUGUGCGGUUUGGAGGGGCAGAACGCCACCUACAGGGCGUGGUGUAUCAUUACACCCCCAACCCCAACAUCACUAUGGCUGCUCCAUCCAAAAGCUUCCUCAGGGGAGGCAGAAUCAUCAAAGUAUCGGGUCAGAACCUGGAUGUGGUGCAGGAGCCCAAGAUCCGAGUCACCCUCAGUCCUCCUGACACUCUCCCUCCCAGGAGGAGAAGGAGCACCGGGGGCAGGAGUGGAGGACACCUGAGCAGAGGGCAAGACCACCAGGGCCCGCUGAAGAGAUGGAGGAGGAUCGUCCCAGAGCCAGGCUGCCCUGAGGGUGCACUGUGCCACGUCAAACAGUACGAGUCUCGCUGCACAGUGAGCAGCUCCUCCCUGAUCUUGUGUCCGACCCCGGCGGUGGGUCCAGAGGCCAGGAGGGCCACGGUCAAAGUUCACUUCCUGCUUGACAGCCUCCAUUUUGACUUCAGUACUGUCGGCAGCGAAGCCUUCAGCUAUGAGCCCAACCCGGUGCUCUACCCGCUAAACCAGAAUGACCCUGGCAAACCGUACCACCACAAACCCGGCAGCAUCAUCUCUGUGGAGGGGGAGAAUCUAGACCUGGCCAUCUACAAAGACGAGGUGGUGGCUCUGAUAGGGGACGGGUUGUGCGCGGUGAAGACCCUGACCCAUAACCACCUGUACUGUGAACCGCCGGCCCAGCAGCCCUCAGUCACAGCCGGCAGGAAACAGGAGGGGGUGGACAGUCUGCCUGAGUUCACAGUGCAGAUGGGAAACCUGAACUUCUCCCUAGGCAGAGUUCAGUACGACAGCCAGGCCCAGUCCACGUUUCCUCUGGAGGCCCAGGUGGGAGUCGGGGUGGGAGCCUCCAUAGUGGCUCUCAUUGUGCUCAUCAUAGUGCUCGUAUACAGGAGGAAGAGCAAACAGGCCAUGAGGGACUAUAAGAAGGUCCAGAUCCAGCUGGAGAACCUGGAGACCAGUGUGAGAGACCGCUGCAAGAAGGAGUUCACAGACCUGAUGACAGAGAUGAUGGACAUGUCCAGCGAUCUGGUGGGUUCAGGGAUUCCGUUUCUGGAUUACCGGGCCUAUGCUGAGCGCAUUUUCUUCCCCGGCCACCAGGAGUCACCACUGAGGCGAGAUUUGGAUGUGCCAGAGAGUCGCAGGCAGACCGUGGAGCAGGGGCUGGUUCAGCUGUCCAACCUGCUCAACAGUAAACUCUUUCUCACCAAGUUUAUUCACACUCUGGAGGUCCAGCGGACAUUCUCUCCCAGGGACCGGGCCUACGUGGCCUCACUGCUGACUGUAGCCCUGCAUGGCAAACUGGAAUACUUCACAGACAUCCUGAAGACGCUGCUCAAUGAUCUGGUGGAGCAGUACGUGGCCAAGAACCCCAAACUCAUGCUCAGGAGAACUGAAUCGGUGGUCGAGAAGCUCCUGACAAACUGGAUGUCCAUUUGUCUGUUCACCUUUCUGAGGGAAUCAGCAGGGGAGUCUUUCUACAUGCUGUUCAGAGCCAUAAAGCACCAGGUGGACAAGGGACCUGUGGACGCUGUGACAGGAAAAGCCAAGUACACCCUGAACGACAACCGGCUGCUACGAGAGGACGUGGAGUAUCGCACGCUGACCUUGAAUGUCCUGAUGCCGGCUGUGGGCGCCACUGGUGGUGCCAGCACCCAGACGGUGCCAGCCAAGGUCCUGGACUGUGACACCAUCACCCAGGUGAAAGAGAAACUUCUGGAACAAACCUGGAAGGGAACCUCCUUCUCCCAGAGGCCACACAUUGACUCGUUACACCUUGAGUGGCGUGCAGGUGUCGCAGGUCACCUCAUUCUAUCAGAUGAGGACCUGACAUCAGUGGUGCAAGGCUCUUGGAAGCGUCUCAAUACACUGCAGCACUACAAGGUCCCUGAUGGAGCAACUGUUGCCCUGGUUCCCAGGAACACCAAACAUCUUCUCCACGACAGUCAUGAUUACAUGCCUGGAGAGAAGACCCCCAUGCUGGAUGACGGGGAGGAGGGAGGCAUGAGGCUUUGGCAUCUGGUGAAAGCCAGCGAGGAGUCCGAGCUGCCCAAGCACAGGAGGGGCAGUCUGAGGGAGAGAGGGGGCGAGAGGGCCAAGGCCAUCCCCGAGAUCUACCUCACACGACUGCUCUCCAUGAAGGGCACACUGCAGAAGUUUGUGGACGAUCUGUUCACAGCGAUCCUCAGCACCAGCCGUCCCGUCCCCCUGGCUGUCAAAUACUUCUUUGACAUGUUGGACGAGCAGGCUCUGCAGCACAACAUCACUGACCCUGAGACCAUUCACAUCUGGAAGACCAACAGUUUACCGCUACGGUUCUGGAUCAAUAUCCUUAAGAACCCCCAGUUCAUCUUUGACGUUCAGGCCUCGGACCACGUAGACGCCGUGCUCUCAGUGAUUGCCCAGACCUUUAUGGAUUCCUGUACCAUCGCUGACCACAAACUGGGACGGGACUCUCCUAUCAACAAGUUGCUGUACGCCAGAGACAUCCCGCGCUACAAACAGAUGGUUGAGAGGUAUUAUGCAGACAUCCGUCAGACCAUCUCUGCCAGUGACCAGGAAAUGAACUCUGCUCUAGCAGAACUCUCUCGUAAUUACGCAGGCGAGGUCAACUAUCUCGUGGCCCUACAUGAGCUGUACAAGUAUAUCAACAAAUACUAUGAUCAGAUCAUCACAGCCCUGGAAGAAGACCCCACGGCCCAGAAGAUGCAGCUUGGCUACAGGCUCCAGCAGAUAGCCGCUGCUGUGGAGAACAAGGUCACUGACCUAUGACCCCCAAGGACUGGAUAUGUGCGACCACUGAUCUAGAGGAAAGGAACAUAGAUGGGGAUUUGUCCUGACUCUUGGAGAAAGGAGAGAAGGUUUUCUUGAGGGACAAAUAGGACGUCAAAUAGGGAGCAACGACUGUGAAAUGAAAGGAGAGAAAGGGACAUUGCUGUACUUCAUGUGAUUACACUGUCAUUGUGAACGAUGGACUUGGUAACGAGAUAAACAAUUUCAAGAGGAUCGCUGACUUUGGAAGCGUUUCCUGCUGCACUGUUCCAGGGGAAUCAGAUUCCCUUCUUGAAAUUUCCACAGGUCCUGACUCUAGCAGAAAGAGGACACUGCUUUGAGGAGAAGCAGGAAGACAUUCCUCUGAAUCGUGACGUAUAUUUUUGGGACUUCCCCUGUCUUUAUUUUGAACAGAAGGGAGAAAUAUGAAAAAAAACAAAAAAAAAACGAUAAUGUUGUUUGUAUUCUGGCUGUUUCUCGGUGGAAUUAGAUUGAAGAUCUUCUCAACAGACUGCACAGAACAUUCCCGUGCCAAGUUUACAACACUGACUAGUCUUCGGCUGAGGGAUGGAUACUGUAGGCGUUUGUUCGGUGGAGAAACUACGAAAGAGGAGGAAGAGGAAAAGGGAAAAGGCGGACUGGAACCCUGAUGGUGACAGCUGUGGAGUUUUCUAGCACAUCAUGUCAAAGUCUUACUACAGGAGGACAAAAACAGAUGACGACACUUUCAAAGUGCUGUAGAUCCUUUCGUAGGAGCAGGAGGAAAGAUGUACUCAGUGUUCAUUCUGCCUUCAGAUCCCUUGAAUCAUUCUUCCAUGUCUUACUUUCUAAGAGUUUAAGUAGCUUUUGCUGGACAGUAUGUGAUGUGUCUUUCACGUAAACAGAUUUCAAGUAGCAACUUUGUUUUCCCUUCUUUAGCCUCACAUUGCCAGCUGUCAUUCUAAUUCAUAGAUACGAAAGCAGUGUUUUGUACUCGUUUCAUGUACUUAUGUUAUUACAGUAUGUUGAGGAUGAAGUACACUGAAUACUCCUCGACCGGCUGUCUUUUAUUUGUUUGUGUUAUGUGAAUGUCCCUUGUCUGGGAUAAUGUCUCGCAGAUGUUGAGUAUAAAAUGACCCAAGACAGUUUGACUGAAGUGCCUGUAGCUAAAACAUAAAAAUCGAUCCGUCCUAAUGACACAACCAUGAACUGAAAUUUUACCAACUCAUUGACCAACACAAAUCCUAUUCUCGCACAACUAUUGCCUAUUGUCAUUCAGUUACAAAAACACAAUCUUAUUGCGAAAACAUUUUAGGCAAAGGUAGCCUUUUUUAGCUGUUGUCUCUGCCAAGUCAGUGUUGGAUUUACUCUUUUCUGAUGCAGCAUCAACUCUAAUGAAGGUUUGUCUCAUUACUAUGGUCACUUGACUGCAGUGAUGUCGCACACUGCAGCUGAUCUAUGUCUACAUUUAGUCAAUGUAAUGUUUACUAAGGCUAUUUAAUAUUAUUGACACAUAGUACUUUCUUCAGGCUUAAGGACAAACUUUGGAAGGUUUUUGGAGAAUGUUGUUUCUUCCGGAUAUCUGACAAGGUUGCUACCUGCCAAUUUCUCGUUACACAACUCUAUACUCUGUACAUGUUGUGCUACCACCAACAGCUAUGCCCCUGUUUUUAAGCUUUAAGUUGUGUUAUGUUUUGAUGUCUGAAUGGACACAAGAAUCUGACAGUGUUGUAGCAGGCCAAAGCCUUGUUUGGUCUUCUUGAUCCCUUAGGACUUUGAGCAAAAUGUCAAAGCUUAAAAUCUCACAAAUGUCAUUUUAAUCAGUUGCAAUUGCAGUUUAAACGUUAAACAAAGGUUUCCCCCCGCCGCUUUUGCUCUUCUUAAUCUGGUGCCACAUGUGAAAGUCUUUUUGCUAGGUUUUUCCAAUUUAAUUUAUUAUUUAUUUAUUUCCUUGCAUAUAUUGUUGUUUGGUUAUGUAUUUGCAAAGUUAUAAAAUAUCACUGGUCAUACCCUGACAUCCGUCAAAUCGGAUGUUAGGUCUGGUAUCAUGCAGUGCCUAUCCUGGUUGAGAAAAUGAAAACAAUUAGCUGGUUUGAGUCGAUGCUGGUAAACGUACCAGCAAGAAAACCUUUUUUUUUUUUUUUUUUUUGUUUAAAGCCUCCUGGUGUUUGUUUUGAUCCCCUUUGCUACUUUAAGUUUGCAGGUUGACAAAAGUUAUACUUAACUCCAAGUCAAAAUUCAGAAUGACAUGCUCUAGGACUCUGGUACUACUAUUGCUGUUACUGUUAUCUCAAGCUCUUGUUUUACAUUUUGCAUUUGUUUUAGAACUGAAAUUAUGAGAAAGGAAUAUAGUUCACAAAAAUUGCCUUGUACAGUGAAAAAAGAAAAAAUAGAGGUAUCAGUUCUUUCUCUGCCAUGUUGCUUGUUACUUACUUGUGUAUGCAAAGCUGAAUUCCAAUGUUUUGUUUACCGCGGUCCUGUAGAUACACGCUGUUGUUAAGUAAUCCUGACCAUAGUGUUCUCUAACCAGUUGAUAGGAUGAGCCUAACAGCAACUUAAUAUGACGCAAUAAAGUGGUCCAAAUGUCA
Myripristis murdjan (pinecone soldierfish) is the source of this 9411-nucleotide messenger RNA. RefSeq names its product plexin-B1-like. Lineage: Eukaryota; Metazoa; Chordata; Actinopteri; Holocentriformes; Holocentridae. Gene Ontology annotation, biological process: regulation of GTPase activity; axon extension; positive regulation of axonogenesis. The transcript is spliced from 39 exons. The record is from RefSeq and is a predicted model, not a curated record. The coding region runs from base 260 to 6844 and encodes 2194 amino acids. Gene Ontology annotation, molecular function: protein binding; semaphorin receptor activity. Gene Ontology annotation, cellular component: semaphorin receptor complex; plasma membrane.